AACUGUCGCCUCUGCAGCCCGCAGUACUAAUCCUCUUCCAUUGCUUUCGCAGCGCAACAUGACCCCUUUACCGGCUCCCUGGCCUCCCGAGCCAUAGUCCUCUCACAUGUCAUGUCAAGGCCUCAUCAGCCCGACAAUGUCCGCAAACGCUUUGCAACCUAUAGCACUCGGUCUCUCGGCUGGCUGAGAAGCUUGGAAGCCAGGUUCAUGCACGCAGGCAAAGUGGGAGACAUGCUCGUCUUGCCCCUCGUGGUGGAGCAAGAAGAGGAAAAGGCCGAAGGCAUCGGCGCUGUUGACAGAGUUGCGCCGAGGAGGAAGAGGUCCUCCGAAGUAUCGUCUCGCAGCGCCAAAAGGCGGACGACUGGAUCUACAGGGGCUCCAUCGCCGGGCAAUCCUUCUCCUGCGAGCUCGGGCCCCAAUGCUGACUCAAGCACUAGUGCAGGCAGGGGCUCCGCUUCUGAGUACCCAGACAUCAUGAACAAUGGACUCCAGCUACCACCCAUCUGGAGCAAUACACCUCAAGCAAACAAUGGUUGGUCACCACGCGCGCAAGCACCCAUGUCGUUCAGUCGGACCGGAUCGAACCCUCAGGGAAUUCCAACAGCAGACCUCAAUGCCCUCUUCGGCAGCUCACCAUCGGCUUCUUGGUCCACGGCGACCCCGCCCUCCAAGUCUCUCAACGGCAGCUCGGGUCUUUCGAAUAACGGCAGCAUCAGCAGCGGUCUCACUCCUCUCCCACCUUUCGACAGCUGGCCUCCGCAAAAAGAGGGCGGGAGCGCGGGUGGGGGAGGAGGAAGCGACGCCGCCGCCGUCGGCGGUGGAGCAGCUGAAACUGCGAAUGGACUGACAGCACCUGCUGUUGCAAUGGGUACGGGCAACCUGGACUUUGCGUCGAUGGACUCGGUGGACCUUUCGAGGCUGCUCUUCGAUUUUGAUGUGGUGCCGAAUCUGAACUUCAUGGAGGGAUGGACGUGAGAUUUGGGUUGGUGUUGGCAAAGAGGUGGUGGGAAAGGCAGAAGAGGGAGUGAGACACGCUCGUCGCGAGUUUCCCAAGUGGAAGUCGACGCAGUGCAGGGCAGAAGCGAGGAAACGUGAUCGUGUAUACCCUGGAAGUAGGACUGUACCACCAACGAUUCUGUACCUGUAGUUGAAGUUUUAUCACCUCUCAUUAGGAUUUUACCGUCACCGCCGCUCUACCACCCCUUUGAUUCGAGGGAUGGCUCGACGAGCAGACAAGAGGACCGUCGAGCGUUGGAUCGA
Molecule: messenger RNA, 1260 nt
Organism: Microstroma glucosiphilum
Lineage: Eukaryota; Fungi; Basidiomycota; Exobasidiomycetes; Microstromatales; Microstromataceae
Exons: 1
Coding region: 112-975 (287 amino acids)
Source: RefSeq, a predicted model, not a curated record